Symbiodinium necroappetens is the source of this 1440-nucleotide messenger RNA. NCBI's taxonomy places the organism in Eukaryota, Dinophyceae, Suessiales, Symbiodiniaceae. The record is from the annotation of a GenBank genome assembly.
AUGAAUCGGGCGGAGCGGUGGCAAAGCCUGCUUGUGCUUGGCUUGUUUGUGUCGCUUACUUGUGUGGUUGCGCUUCCGUUUGUUCCUGGCGGUGGAGCACCGCCAUCACGGACGCGAUUGCCCCAUGUAGAAGUCGUACAACCUGCUGCAGACGAAGGUCACCCGAGAAUCACCGUCUCGCUUCUGGCCGCGGUGGUCGGACUGGUUCUGUCUGCUGCUCCGUUUGUACCUGUCUACGCGCGAGAGGCAUCAGAUGCAGAGAGCGUCGAGGCGGCUUGGGGAUUUGUGAAGCGAAACUAUUUUGACCAAAGCUUCAACAAUCAAGAUUGGGAAGCUGCACAUCAGCAGUACCUCGACCGAGCGAAGAAAGGCCAGCGUGCUGAAACUAUUGUGCGUGAGAUGAUCGCUUCUUUGGGCGACCGCUACAGCCGUGUCAUCGAUGCAGCCACUUUUGAGCAACUGAUGGCCUUUGAUCCACUCGGAGUGGGGCUCGUGCUGGCUCGCAACGACGCCAAGCAGGUCUUUGUAAGCAGCCCGCCUUUUGGCGGUUCUUCUGCCUCGAAGGCUGGCAUCAAACAGGGCGACAUCGUCGACUCAGUCAACGGCAUGAGUUUCAAAGAGAUGUCGCUGCUGGCUGUUUGCGACCGCGUCGCGCAGGAAGAUGCAGCUGAAGUGAAGCUGCAACUUCAUGCGCCUGACAGCCCCGAAGUUCGUGAGGUGAGCUUGCAAAGGCCAAGACAGGCGAAACCACUGAACCAGGUGGAGUCAGGAGUGCUGACGGCAAGAAACGACCACAAGAUUGGGUACUUCCGACUCCGAAACGUGGGAGCUCGGAGCGCCGUGGACCUGCGGGCAGCUUUGGCAAAGGUCCGAAGCGAGGGUGCGCAGGAGCUCGUUAUUGAUUUGCGAGGCAACCCAGGCGGAUCCUUUCCAGCCGCAUUGGAGAUUGCUGAGAUUUUCCUGAGACCGGGUGCUAUCGCGGCACAGGUGAAGCUUCCAACCUCGGACAGCAAACCCCUGAGAGUGGGCGAGGAAGCAGGUGCAACGCAAACAUCAACGGAACCACUGGCAGUGCUCGUCGAUGGUGGGAGUGCCAGCGCUAGCGAGGUUUUGGCAGUGGCUUUGCGCGGCAAUUGUCGUGCUCCACUGCUUGGAUCGAAAACUUUUGGGAAGGCGGCUGUUCAAGGCGUGUUCGGACUGCCCAACAAGGAGGCUGUGGCCCUCACUGUAGCACGGUACAGCGGUCCUGAUGGAACCAGAAUCGAAGGUGGGCUAGAUCCGGAUCUGCCGCUGCCGGGCCCUUCGCUGCCCAUGGGCCUCUCGGUGUCGGGGGUGGCAGCCGAGCUGGGCCUCCCGCUGUUGCAAAGCAAUGACUACGCAGCCCUGGAUGUGGCCUCGUCGGCGAAGGCUGCGCUCCGGUCUUGUGGUUCCGAAGGCUGA